Molecule: messenger RNA, 2205 nt
Organism: Hemisphaericaspora subhashii
Lineage: Eukaryota; Fungi; Ascomycota; Pichiomycetes; Serinales; Debaryomycetaceae
Product: DNA damage-responsive RNA polymerase-degradation factor
Exons: 1
Coding region: 1-2205 (734 amino acids)
Molecular function (GO): ubiquitin binding
Source: RefSeq, a predicted model, not a curated record
AUGUCAACACAACGAAAGGCAUAUAAGAAUCAACUGAAAAGAUUCAAUAGUAAUAAGGAAACUACUUCUCCAGAAUUAUCAAAUUUGGUUGAAAUGUUUCCUGAUUGGGAACAAGAUGAAUUACAAAGUUUAUUAUCUGAACAUCAAAAUUCAUUAGAAAUCGUUAUUGAUUUAAUUGUUAAUAAUAAAGUAUCCAAAUGGGAACCUAUUAAAAAGGAUAAACAUAAAAAGAAGGAACACAACAAAGAAGAUGAACUAACUUCUUCAAUGACAUCAUCUACUUCAAGAGAUUCUUCAAAUUCAAAUAAACCUUAUAAUAAAUCAAGAGGCGGUGCUGCAUCUUCUUCAUCUAGACCUCCAAGAAAACCUUACAACAAAAGAGACAAACCUGCUGCAUCUUCGUCUGCUCCAGCUACUGCCGGUUCUAUAGCUUCUUCCGCAUCCCCUGCCCCACAACAACAACAACAACAACAAGAGACUAACUCUUGGGCAUCUGCUUUAUCUAACGACAAGCCUGUAUUGCAUAAGGAAGAACCACAACAAGAGGAACAAGCACAAGAAGUUGAAGAACAAAAUGAAGAACCUCAACAAGAAGAACAAGAACAACAACCAGAAGAAACUCAAGAAGAACAACCUGCUGAAGAACAAGAAGAAUCAAAGGAAACUGCUGCACCAAUAGAACCUAAACCUGUAUUAAAACAAGCAGCUAUUCCAGUACCAAUGCAUGGAUCUUGGGCUGCUGCAAUUGCUCCUCCAAAACCAAAACCAAAGGCUAGAGCUCCACCAAAGGAAAAGCCAGUCGAAGUCGCUCCUCCUGCUCCAGUUCAAGAAGAAGUAGAAGAAGUUGUUUCCGCACCAGUUGAACAAGAAGAAGAAGUUGCUCCAGUUCAAGAAGAAGUUGAACAACAAGAAGAAAAAGUAGAAGAACAACCAGCUGCUCCAGUUACUGCCCCAGAAGUUGUUGAACAACAAGUCCCAGUCGAAGCUGCUGUUGCCUCUUCUGCUCCAAUUCAACCUCAAGUUGUUUUACCAACUACUCAACAACAACUCAACUCCGUCGGUAUUUCUUUUGGUUCUUUAGCAUUAGGUGAUGAUGAAACUACUGUUGAAGCACCAGCUGCUGCCCCAGUUGAACAAACCAAGGAAGAAGUUGAACAACAACAACAAGCUCAACAAGCCGCCCAACACCAAGCCCAACAACAACAACCUCAACAACAACAACGUUAUGGAUUAUAUAACCAACAACAACAAAAUAGAUAUCAACAAAAUGUUUACCAACAACAACAAGGUGGUUAUAGUAAACAACAACAAGCACAACAAGUCCAACCAUCUCAAUACGAUUACUACAGUCAAUUUCAACAACAACAAUACCCACAACAAGCUGCUCAAACCUUACCAGGUGCUCAGUUUGCUGGAUAUCCAGGUAUUGAUGCUUAUAGUGCCUACAAUCAACAAGUAUUAGGUGGAGUUGCUUCUCCAGCCGCUUCUCAUAGUGCUACUUAUGGAUAUGGACAAUUUGGUCAACAACAACAACCAGGACAACAACAACCAGGUCAAUCUGGUCAACAAGGUCAAACUGCCACUGGUUCUUCUGCUGGUGCCGACUCUCAAUCUCCAAUUGCCAAUCAAACUGCAUUACAACAACAACAAGCUGCUGCUGCCGCUGCAGCCUUGCAGCAACAGCAACAAAUGCCAACUCCAUUUGGAUAUCCAUACUACUACAACUAUUACAACACUCCAUAUUUCGCUGCUGCUCAACAACAAGGUGCUCAAGGUGGUCAACAAGCCCAACAACCCCAACAACAACAAGCCGCUGCUGCUGGAUAUCAAACCGCUUCUCCACAACAAGCUAAUCAACAAACUCAAAGCGCUGUAGCUGCUUCUGCUCAACAAGCCCAACAACCUCAACAACAAGGUCAGAACGGGUUCAGUUCAAGUGUUGGUGGUCAAUACUACAACCCAUCCCAAUUCAAUAACAGAUAUCCGGGAUAUAGUUAUCCUCCACCACCACAAGAAGGUGAAGCACAACAACAAGGACAACAGCAACAAGCUGCUCAAGGACAACAACAGGCUGCUCAAGGACAAGCUGGACAAGCUGGACAACAACCUAUUCCUCAACAACCUAUGAUGCCUCAAUAUGGUGCCUAUCAACAAUAUCCCCAAUAUGGUUAUCAAGAUUCUGCACAAUAUCGUGCUUGGUAUUAG